AUGUCAUCAAUCACAAGACAAUUUACCAACUCAACAUACAAUACGAUAACAGCUGUUCAGUCAGGUGAUUUCUCUCUUUCAAAUGUGUGGGGUAGUAGCGGCAUGCCAACAAAUGGUUCAACUGUGAUUAUUCCUCACAAUGUGACAGUGUCCAUUAGCAGUCAAACAGGUUUGACCAUUAAUAUUAUAUCGAUGAGAGUCUAUGGUACAUUACAAAUUGGUUCUUCCAUCAAUUCUUCUUUGACAACAUUUACAUUUCAAUAUCCAGUUAAUAUAAUGAUUUUUAAGGGAGGAGUGCUACGAGACUUAACUCAAAAUCAUCGAUGGUUUGUUUUAUCAAAUACAAUCAUCACAAUUUACAAUGGUGGUUCAUUCAUUUCAUCACAACCAACAACACUGAUUUCCAAUACCAAUAAUUCAACUGCAACAUUCAAUUCUUCAAUCAGUGGUCCAUACACGAUCACAGUUGAUCUUCAAGGAAAAAUACAAAAGUAUUCAUCCAUAACAUUUGCUCCCUCUGAAUCGGGUGAUUUUGGAUUAAACUCUACAUGGUUGGGUGGACUGGCACCAACAGUGGAUCGAUGUUCACCAGACGAUGGUGGCUGUAAUUUGAUUAUCCCAACUAAUUUUAAUAUAACAAGAGAAAAUAAUCAGUCGACUAUCAAUGGCGUUAACGUUUACAUCUAUGGUUUAUUUGAAAUUUCGUCGUGGGCCAGUUAUCUUUUCCUUUAUCCCAUGCAUUUCUUUGUCUACAAUGGUGGGGUAUUCCAAGACUCGACUAUAAAUGGAUUUUACUUUCGCAUUAAUACAUCGAUUAACAUUUACGCUGGUGGAUUGUUUGUUACGCAUAGUCCUAGUUAUAUUAUUUCAUAUAUUGAAAAAAAUACUACUAUCUCUCAAAUUGUAUUGAAUGAUUCGAAGAUCUACGGGCCGUACACAAUUGUCAUUGAUAAUAAUGGAAUCAUUGAUAACAAUGGUUCAUCUUCGUUAUCAACAAGCAUUACAACAACAAGUAGAUGCAACGCUGGUACUCUGCUAACAACAUCAUCUUACUUGGCUGUUUUAACUGUUCCAUUUUAUAUUAUCAUGAUUAUUCAUAGAAAAUAA
Molecule: messenger RNA, 1107 nt
Organism: Rotaria socialis
Lineage: Eukaryota; Metazoa; Rotifera; Eurotatoria; Philodinida; Philodinidae
Source: the annotation of a GenBank genome assembly